GUUUUUUAUAAACCAGUACGAGUACGGUAAAUAAUUUUGUGUUGAGGUUUCUCAAUUUUCGGUGCACAUAUAUUUGAAUAGAGGGAUUUUUGUAUUAGUUUUCAGUUUGACAAUAUAAAGAUGAUUGCGGAAAAAACUAAAUUUUAUUAACAUCCCAGAUAUUUCUUCCGAUAAAUACAACUCUAGUGAAGCAGUUCUGUCAUAAUUUCUUUGUAGGCUCUUAAUACCUUUUUUAGGCGUAUUCAAUGACUACAAUGACUGAAGCUGUUUAUGAAAGCAGUGCUGUCCCUUAUGCUUCAACGUUUCAGUAUGCCGAAUACAAUUUUAAAAACUCUGCUUUAGAAUUAGCCAGAGCUCAGUGGCCAAACUAUGAUGAUCAACAUUAUCUUAGGGGUUGCAAGUGGUCCCCAGACGGUACUUGUUUACUCACAAUAGUUAGAGGAGCCGGUAUGCAUGUUAUGGAGUUGCCCAAUGAUUUAUAUACGGGAGAAACAGUUGGUAGUUGUAGGCCUAUUGUUCCUUUAAUUCCAGCAGUGAGUGUUCCUGAAGCAGGUCUCAUAUAUGAUUAUUGUUGGUAUCCUGGUAUGAAUAGUAGUAACCCAGCUACAUGUUGUUGGUUAUCUAGUGGUCAUAGUGGGCCAAUACAUCUGUGGGAUGCAUUUUCUGGAGAUCUAAGAUGUACAUAUAGAGGUUACAACAAUCAAGAUGAGGUAGAACCAGCCAUUAGUGUCACAUUUUCCGCAGAUGGGCAGAAUAUAUUUUGCGGAUAUAAGAAAAAUGUUAAAAUUUUUGCCACAGGUAGACCUGGUAGGGAUUUCGUCGAAUAUCCAGUAUCACACCAAGUUUCUUGUCUAGUAGCAAGUCCAGCACAACCUGGAAUAGUAGCCAUAGGUACAUGGAAAAAUACAAUUGACUUGGUAUCUCAAAGCGAUGGUUCAUUCCGCCAUCUUUGCAAAUUAAAUGGCCACAAAGGAGGUAUCACCACAAUGGCUUUCUCCUUAGAUGGUUUUCGUUUGUACAGUGGAGCUCGAAAGGACAAAGAAGUAAUUUGCUGGGAUCUACGUGUACCCGGUAGACCUAUGUUCUGCUUAGCACGAGAAGUUAAUACCAAUCAGAAGAUCAAUAUUGACUUGAGCGUUGAUGGUAAAUGGUUGGUAUCUGGCGGGACAGAUGGUAAGGUCCAAGUGUGGAAUGUCAGUGAGGAAACAUAUCCUACAGUUCAUAUGCAAAUGGCAUUGCACAAUGACUGUUGUAAUGGAGUGAGUCUUCAUCCAUAUCGACCAAUUUUGGCUACAGCUUCCGGACAACAUCAUUCUUUGGAUCCGCUGCAUCACAGCAGAAGCACUUCACAGUACGAGAAUGCGCUGUGCAUGUGGUGGAUUGGUACCCAGCAGGAUGAUGCUGAUUUGUUUACUGCCAUUAUUAAAGCUGCGACACAUUCUUAGAAUAUCUUAGUUUUGUUAACAUUUGUAUUUAAUUUAUAAAUAUAUUCCUGUAUUUUUA
This is a messenger RNA of Diabrotica balteata, 1503 nucleotides long. Lineage: Eukaryota; Metazoa; Arthropoda; Insecta; Coleoptera; Chrysomelidae. The record is from the annotation of a GenBank genome assembly.